UCGCGAUACACUUUCAUAUAGAUUGAUAACGCGAUGUGCGGCUGUGGGAAACACGUUACUGUGUCAACUUGUUAAAUGAAUUACUACGUAUGUCAUUGAUUGGAUAAUUAUUUAAACAAUGAUCUCAAAUAACUAUUCAGAUGAUACCAGAGAUAAUUAUUCUAAGUUAAAAGAAGGUAAACCUGUACACAAUAAUUUUUUUCAUCGCAAUAAUGAAAAUCAACCACGCCAAUUUUAUCAACAUAAUUAUUGUAGAACUAAUAAAUUAAAUAAGGAAACAAUUCACAAAGGGAAACACGAAUUAUAUAAUUCUUCUGAGUUACUAGAGCCAGAUCCAUCUGCUCUUUAUCAUACUAACCAAGCUCUUAAUUCAUUUUUAAAUAAAAAAAAUGAAUUUUUUUAUAAAAAGAAAAAAUUUAAUAAGAAAUUUGAUACUAUUAAAACUCAAGCCUAUUAUCCAACAAGUAAGCCUACAGUAAUUAAUUUUAACAUAACAAAAAGUAGUAUAUUUGAAUGUGCUGUGGUAGAAUCAAAAGUCUUAUCAGAAAAAGACAGUUCAGUAACUAUGGAUUUUAAUUUAAAUUCUUAUAAACAAAUAUCAAUGAUAGGAAAUAAUUAUAAUUCUUAUGUUACGACUGAAAAUUUAAAAAAAAAGCAUAUUUUAGAAAGUAAACAUCCAAAUUUAGAUGAUAGCAUUCUUAAAAAAAAGGGUACUUCCCAUAAUAUGAUAUUUUUUUGUGUUGAUGAAAGUGGUGUACGGAACGAAGAAGAUGAUAAACCACCACCAUUAUCAAAUAUUGGAAAAAUGUCUAUAAUGACACAAAAAAAUUCUUAUAGUACUCGUAAUAGAAAUGUAAAUUAUCAUGAUGUAUUGCUAUCUAAUUUGACUGCCAAAGAUUUAGAUUAUGAUAGGUAUGCUCGUUAUUCACAACAUGAAUGUGAAGUUAAAGACUAUGUACGAACUAUCACUUACAAAAAUGCCAUUGAGCAAAAUGUUGAAAAACUACAAAACUCAGUUGUAAUGGUACUUAGGACAGGAUUAGGGUUAUUAGCUAUGAUGUGUGUUAAACAUGGUAGAGCUAGAAAAGUUAUUGCAUUAGAAUCAAGUUCCUGUGCAGAAUAUGCUGAGCAAAUUAUUAAGGAUAAUGGAUUAAACCAUGUGAUAACUGUUUUACGUAAAAAGCCAUCAGAAAUUAAUGAUCUAAAAGAUUUCGGGGUACAGUAUGUAGAUGCUAUCGUUUCAGAUUGGAUGGGUGAUUGUGUGUUAGGUCAUGGUGAUCAAUUAGAGGAUCUUAUCAUAGCUAGAGAUACAUUCUUAAAACCAAAAGGACUUUUAAUUCCAGAAAAUGUACAGCUUUAUGCUCAAGCGCAUGAUUCAAGGAAACAUUUUCAGUAUAACUUUUCAGUGUGGCAUAAUGUUUAUGGUUUCAAUAUGGAUGCCGUGACAAGAGCAAAUUUAUUCAAUGGAAAAAGAUCAAAAAAAAAAGGAAAAAAGAAAACAAAAAAUAACAAACAACCAAUUAUUGACUUUUUUGAUCCAUAUAAAGUUGUAUCAAAUGCUUGUAUGUUAUAUGAAUGGGACUUACACAAGUGUUCAUUGAAAGAUGCUUGUGGUAUUCACAACUUACCCCUACAAUUAGUUUUUGCAAGAAAAGAUUACUGCCAUUUAUUAGAACUUUUUUUUGUUGUUGAUUUUCCAUCUACUCUUUCGAAUGAAAUUGCAUCAUUACCUUCUACUACUAUUAGAAAAACAUACGAUCCAACAACAUCAAUCGGAUUUUCAACAAGUUCAUUUAGUCCAAAAACUCGAUACAGACAAUGUGGAUUGUUGUUAGAUCAAGAACUUAUAGUUGAAAAAGGAGAUACAUUUAAGGGUUUCAUUUGUAUUUGGAGAGAGCAAAGAAAUAAAAAUAUUUCUAAAAAAAAUAGUGAUAAAAUGUGUAACUGUUGUAAAAAUAAUCCCUCCACUAAUCUAGAAAAUUCAUUAAUACAUUUAAGAAAUGAAUACCUUAAUAUUUCCCUUAAAUAUAGUUUUAAAAAUAAGCAUAUGGCGAACUCUGAUGUAGUUUGUCAAUAUGAAUUGCUUAGGCAAAUAUUUUAACUUAUUAUUAUUCAAGUAAUAAUUAAGUAUGUUUUAAUGCAUGUUAAAUUUAAAUUGUUAUUCUUUAUUUUGUUUCAACUAUUUGUUGUUAUGUAAUGUGUUUUAAAAUUGUUUUCAUUAAAAUUAACUGUAUUUCUGUGAAGUUAGUUUUAAAUCUCAGGAAAAACUUAAUAAUUAAGAUGAUUAAUAUUUAAAUAGUUUAUAUAAAAAAAAAAAACAUUAUCCUAGUGUCUAUUUAAAUUAUCAGCUGCUUUUUUUUAUUUAGUGUCAAAUAUUUUUCAUUAUUUAAUAAAUAAAUAAUUAAUAUUUUUGCUUGAAAUUCUUUGUAUUAAUUACAUAUAAGUUGAGCAGUAAAGUAUUGCCACAAUAAAGUAAUAAAUAUAUUCCUGUAUUAUAUUUAUAAAUCUUAAAAUAUAAUUAAGGAAAUAAAUUGAUUUGCUUUUAGAAAAAUCUAACAUUUCUGUCUAAAAAUUAAACAUCUGUAGGUUAACAUCAAAGUGUUUUUGAUGAUAGUGAUUUUAAUCAUUAUUAGAUAUCAUCUAUACUUGUCUGAACUAUGCCAUUCCUACUAUGCAAUGGCUCCUCCACUAGGCUGUUUUUUUUUUUAAUAAAAAAAAAUUUCUAUAUUAAAAUGCAUAAAUACAUUUACAGAAAGCUAACUCAUUUUUCUUAAUGAGUAGAUGUGGACUUAUUUAAAUUACUUUUACAUAAAAAUGUUUUUUAAAUGACAUUUGUUUUCUAUCAUUAUUUUAUUGAUAAUAUUUAUGAAUGUAUAAUAAUUAUUUUGUAUUUAUUUUAUCUAUAUUUGUAAAUUAUAGAUUAUUAAAAAUAAACUUUGGAAAUUGCAUUAUAUUUUCUAAAAGAGUCAAUAACUGAAGUCAGUAGAAAGGAUUAAGGUUUGUGUAUUAAAAAAAUUAUAGCCAUAAGUGAACUUAAAAAGGAUUUUUUACCACUGAUUGAUUUUUUAAAUCAUGUAUUUUAUUAAAUUAUUUUUGUUAAAAAAACUAAGGAAUAAAAUAUGUUAAUAUUAUAUAAAAUAAUUUACGUAUAAUUUAUAAACAUAAAUAUUUUUUAGUUAUUAUUAGAUCAAUGUAUUUUAGUAAGGUAAUACCUUUAAGACAUUAAUUUAUUUAAAUAAAGUUAGAUUUACAAAUUGUUAAAAA
Molecule: messenger RNA, 3264 nt
Organism: Daktulosphaira vitifoliae (grape phylloxera)
Lineage: Eukaryota; Metazoa; Arthropoda; Insecta; Hemiptera; Phylloxeridae
Exons: 5
Coding region: 119-2101 (660 amino acids)
Biological process (GO): peptidyl-arginine methylation
Cellular component (GO): nucleus
Molecular function (GO): protein-arginine N-methyltransferase activity
Source: RefSeq, a predicted model, not a curated record